Molecule: messenger RNA, 4812 nt
Organism: Hymenoscyphus albidus
Lineage: Eukaryota; Fungi; Ascomycota; Leotiomycetes; Helotiales; Helotiaceae
Source: the annotation of a GenBank genome assembly
AUUUAACCAUAAGAGGAAGAAAGAGUUGCCUUGCCGCCUUAGUAAAGCAUUUCGGAGGGUUCAAGCGCAGAUCACUGAGCAGACUCCCCAUGCUGGCGCGGUGCGGUGCUGUCGGUCGGAUUUCUUCAAGGUCCUCGUCGUCUUGGAUCUUGAACUUCAUCCACCACUCUCUCACUCGCUCGCUCAGAGAAACGUGGGAAGCGUCUGCUUUUCGUCCAAAUAUUCUUCCUCGCAGUGUCGGCCAUAUAUUCUUUCGUUUCCGGGCAUUUUUGCCUUCGUGGCACUCGAAUCACAAUCGCUUCACGUAUCUGCUGAUCCAUCCCUUGACAGCGGCACCACUCGCUUUUCCUCACCACCUUCGACCCAACCCAAACCUCGUUAACACAAUCAUCCGGACCAAGGGCCGAGUUCUUGACUGAACUUCCGAUCCUGCUCCUACUUCUCUCUGCGCUCACCACCUGUCGUGAUUCCCAGAUUUUCAACGAGAUCCUGCCGAUUCCUGCAUCUAGCCACGCCGCCUGCCGUGGUCUUGGUCGCUCUUGGUCGUCGUGGUGACAAUCCCCGCUUGCUUGCGCAACAACCGCAGGGGUGCUUCAACAACAGGGCUUUGGCCUGACAAACAAUCACUACACUAUUCUUUUGCGUACCCAACUCUUCAAACAUCAUAAUUGUGCGUUUUCACACAUUAAAUAUCUUUUUGCCUAUCACCACUGGGUAGCAACAUUUGUUUAGCACUAUAUUCUCGGUUAGCAUUAGGGGCACCCACUAGUUUUGUUGAUGGAACUAGACCAGCCACCAAAUUUCAGUACAUAGGAGUUGAAGUACCGAGCCAAAGGUCAAUAUUUGGCAGGUUGCCUUACUGACUGUUGUUAACCCAGAAUCAUGUCGCUCCCACAAAGACCCCACGAAUAUGCUGGCAGGGAACAGAGAACUUCACAUCGAAAUCCUCCCCGUCGAAGACCACAAGAAGUCGACACUACAUAUGUAGCUCCACCGUCGCCUUCGAGGCAUGCUCGUGGGCCAUCCAAAUCCUCUCUCACAGAUACUCUACCAUCUCCUAUGACGCCAACCGCAUCCAGCGACGCCUUCGCACGAGGACCCGGGACAACAACACCGGGCAACGAAAUACAUAGGAAAAGAAGUCUGAUUCGACCAGAGCGGAACAGAAUUGAUCGAGAUCACCCGAAUUAUCACUACAGGCAGCAUGCUGCAAAUAUGGACGUUCUUCCUUCGUCAACCGGCAAUGACCCCAUCUUGGAACACCUAGAAGCAGAGACGGCUGCCACAGAAUCUUCAGGCUUACGAACAUCAAAUGAUUCAGAGAUCACUCCUCCGCGCAAGAAGAAAAGUCGAAGAGGUCGUGGUGCAGGACCCGAAGAUGUGGAAGCGGCCGAAAAAUCACCACUUGGUCCUCGUAAAAGCAAGAAACUCACUCGCCACAAGACACAAAAGAUGACAAAAGAGGAGAAGGAACGGCAAAAACAAGCUGAUUUCGUCAAGCCUCCCAGUCUGUGGAAUGUCUACUGUGCCAUUGUCACCUUCUGGUGCCCAGACUUCGUACUCAAAUGUUUUGGAAAACCCGCAAAAGCGCAACAACGAGCAUGGAGAGAAAAGAUGGGUUUGAUCAGUAUCAUUCUUUACAUUAUGGCUGGUGUGGGAUUUCUUACCUUUGGGUUCACCGCCGUGGUUUGUGGCACACCACAGGUUCGUCUACGCGUUAAUGAUGUUACUGGCGGAUUCAUGAUAUUCCAUGGAAGCGCCUACGAUCUUUCUGAAUCGAGGCACCCCGCAGCUAGAGGAAUUACGGACAACGCCAACGUGUUAUAUGAUUUGCCAAUAAAACAUGCUGGUCAAGAUGGAAGUUUCUUGUUCCAAAACGUUAACGGGAAAUGUAAAGACCUUAUUACAUUAGCUCCCGGCUCGGAUGUUCCCACAAACUCUGACGGGGAUCUUGCUUGGUAUUUCCCAUGCACCACUUUCAACCAAGAUGGCUCAAGUGAAGUCAACCUCACUGUUAACAGCGAUCAAUAUCUUGGUUAUUCUUGCCAUACAAUUGGCACUGCCCGGAAUACUUUCUAUGAUCUCAGAACCGCUGGAGAUGUCUACUUCAACUGGGAAGAUAUCAAGAAUAGCUCACGAAAUCUGAUGGUUUACUCGGGAAACGUUCUUGAUUUGGAUUUACUCAAGUGGUUUAACACAACCCAAGUUCGGGUUCCUCCACGUUUCAAUGAACUCUCGGAUCGAACUACCGCUGCCAAUGCCGCCGUACACGGGAGGGAUGUUACCCACGCAUUUUCAUCGAGAGAAGAUAAGAAAAUGGCUCAAUGUUUUGAACAAAUUAUCAAAGUAGGAUCUGUUGACACGGAGACAGUUGGCUGUAUCGCCUCCAAGGUUGUGCUCUAUGUUUCUCUGGUCUUCAUUCUGGCCAUCGUUCUCGCCAAGUUCGUUCUGGCACUCUUGUUUCAAUGGUUUUUCAGCCGGAAAUUCGCUGCUGCCAAAACUUCUCAGUCAUCCGAUAAGAAGAAGAGAAAUCAACAAAUUGAGGAUUGGUCAGAUGAUAUCUACCGAGCACCACCCAGAAUUCCAGGAGACCCAAGCAGCACCGUUGCAGGAUCCGAUCGUAUGAGCAAGCGUGGAAGCACCUUCUUACCUACCACAUCUCGAUUUUCGAAUCCUUACGUGGCAGAGAACCGUUUGUCGCGUGUUGGUCGCCCUCAGCCUACCACGAUGGCAACCCAAACGUCAUCAUCCGCUCUCGUAGCACCCAAGGGUAUUUUCCACCAGCACAACGAUAGCCGUACCAGCUUUCUUCGUCCAGAAUCUGCUGUUUUCGCUCCUGGUGAAAUGGAAGUUAGUCCUGGCACAGAAGGGUUUAUCCACGAAGCAGUUGUUCCCCAACCACCCGCUGAUUGGCAACCGUUCGGUUACCCUCUUGCUCAUACCAUCUGUCUUGUCACUGCUUACUCGGAAGGUGAACUUGGUAUUCGCACAACCCUCGAUUCCAUCGCCAUGACAGAUUAUCCCAACAGCCACAAAGUCAUCCUUGCCAUAUGUGACGGUAUCAUCAAAGGUCAGGGUGAGACGAUGUCUACUCCAGAUAUACUUCUUGGUAUGAUGAAGGAUCUUACACUGCUCCCUGAUGAAGUACCAGCAUUCUCAUACGUCGCUGUCGCAAGUGGUUCCAAAAGACAUAACAUGGCAAAGGUCUACUCUGGCUUUUACGAUUACGGUGCCAACUCCGUCAUUCCAUUGGAAAGACAGCAACGUGUUCCAAUGAUGAUGGUUGUAAAAUGUGGUACACCUGAUGAGGCCAAGAAGAGCAAGCCAGGAAACAGAGGCAAACGUGAUAGUCAGAUCAUUCUCAUGUCGUUCUUGCAAAAGGUCAUGUUUGACGAACGGAUGACGGAGCUUGAAUUCGAAAUGUUCAAUGGCUUAUGGAAAGUGACUGGCAUCUCGCCUGAUUUCUACGAAACUGUUUUGAUGGUCGACGCCGACACGAAGGUUUUCCCCGAUAGCUUAACUCAUAUGAUCUCCGCCAUGGUCAAAGAUCCUGAUGUCAUGGGUCUUUGUGGUGAAACUAAGAUUGCCAACAAACGAGACAGCUGGGUGACUGCCAUUCAAGUUUUCGAGUACUUUAUUUCCCACCAUCUUUCCAAAUCCUUCGAGUCGGUCUUUGGUGGUGUUACCUGUCUUCCCGGAUGUUUCUGCAUGUACCGUAUCAAAGCUCCAAAGGGAGGACAGAACUACUGGGUUCCAAUCCUCGCUAAUCCUGAUGUCGUCGAGCAUUACUCUGAGAACGUUGUUGACACUCUUCACAAAAAGAACUUGCUCUUGCUUGGAGAAGAUCGUUACUUGUCCACACUCAUGCUCAGAACUUUCCCCAAACGCAAGCAAAUUUUCGUUCCACAAGCUGUCUGCAAAACCACUGUCCCUGACACAUUUGGUGUGCUCUUAUCUCAAAGACGUCGAUGGAUUAACAGUACGAUACACAAUCUCAUGGAACUUGUACUCGUUCGAGAUCUUUGCGGAACGUUCUGUUUCAGUAUGCAAUUCGUUGUUGCUAUUGAGCUCGUUGGUACUCUAGUCCUCCCAGCUGCCAUUGCCUUUACCUUUUAUGUUGGUAAGUAGCAUCACGUUCAAUUUUACCUUCGCUGCUAACAAAGUACAGUUGCCAUUUCAAUCAUUAAUCAACCACCCCAAAUCAUCCCAUUGGUCCUUCUUGCUUUGAUUUUGGGUCUCCCAGCUGUCCUUAUUGUUCUCACAGCACACCGUUGGUCCUAUGUCGUCUGGAUGUUCAUCUACUUGCUCUCUCUUCCACUUUGGAAUUUUGUUCUUCCUACAUACGCAUUCUGGAAAUUCGACGACUUUUCCUGGGGAGACACUCGUAAGACUUCAGGCGAGAAGACUAAGAAGGCUGGUAUUGAGUACGAGGGUGAAUUUGAUAGUUCCAAGAUCACGAUGAAACGAUGGGGCGAAUUUGAGAAGGAACGUCGUCUGAGAAGUCAAGCUACGUGGAGUGGAUAUGGUAGCAAGGAGGCGAGCAAUGUUGGGACAUGGCCAGCCAAUCGAGCAUCGACUUAUGAGGAUGAAUACUCUGAUGUUCCGGCCGAGCGAUAGUUUUGAAGUUUGGCUUCUUUUUUUUGGCUAGCAAGCAUGCGUUACGGAUUUGUAUUAUGGAAAAAAUCUUGGGGGACUUGUUUUUUUUUGCAUUGGGGUGGAUGGGAUAAUUUGCAUUCGACGCGAGGAUUGAAAAACGAGAACCUGGGCUUCACAAUUUGGGGUUACGCUCCUUUCUUUUUUUUUUUGGCUUGG